Molecule: messenger RNA, 4941 nt
Organism: Syngnathoides biaculeatus (alligator pipefish)
Lineage: Eukaryota; Metazoa; Chordata; Actinopteri; Syngnathiformes; Syngnathidae
Gene: efnb1
Product: ephrin-B1
Exons: 5
Coding region: 754-1752 (332 amino acids)
Biological process (GO): ephrin receptor signaling pathway; axon guidance
Cellular component (GO): plasma membrane
Molecular function (GO): ephrin receptor binding
Source: RefSeq, a predicted model, not a curated record
GCUGCGAAUCGGACACGGAAAAGAAGGAAAGAAAGAAACGCGCCGGCAUGGAAGGAAGCGGCUGAUUUGCGAGCCACUGAGCCAGCUGACCUUACCUUGCUAUUCUCUCCUGUUCCCCCACCCCCUCCACAGCACAUACGCAAAUUCUUCCAUUUUAUUAUUAUUUUUUUUUUGUGUGUCCGAGUUGGAGCACACAGUGCCCGGUGGGGAACGCACGCCGAACAGCCCCUGGAGACCGGAGGAAUAUUUACAAUAGAAACUCAAUUCAUCCCCAAUACGAAUAGCGAAAGAGGGAAAGGGAAGCCCGGAAUUGAAGAUUUUGGAACCCCAAGCGGACUUGUGACUGAUGGAUGGAUGCGGAGGCAGCGACAGGUACCAGUAGAGAGAGAGGAAAAACACAUUUGGAAAAAGCUGCGUGACUGAGCGAGCGCCCCAUCCCCUUUUUCUUGUGGUCGGAUUCCGUUCCCGAGAAGGUCGCCGGUCGUGCGUCAGCCACAGGUCAAGCAGGACACUUGCCAUCAUCCACCCAAAGCGAGGGUUCGCUCAAGGACAAGUUGCCCACAAGGACAUGCACGAGAUAGCGAGCUCGCAUGCUCCCGACUGACCGACGCUCGCCUCCCCACCGGCCCAUAGUCUCAUAAAGGCUGCCCGGCUCCGUGCGCCCGUUUUUUUUUUUUUUUUUUUUUUGGGGGGGGGAGGCUUUCUGACACCAACCUUCCGGGCUCCCACUUGUGCGGGUGUACAUUUCGCAGCAUGGCGGCCCUGGCUUGUUGGAAGUAUUACCUCUGGAUCUUUAUCUUGAUGUGUCGAACGGCGAGACUUUCGGCCAAAUCUCUGGAGACCAUCAUUUGGAGCUCGCAAAAUCCCAAAUUUCUUGCCGGCAAAGGCCUGAUUAUAUACCCAGACAUAGGUGACAAGCUGGAUAUCAUCUGUCCCAGAGCGGACCAAGGCCGAGAUUAUGAGUUCUACAAGCUGUACUUGGUGAAAAGGGAGCAAGCGGAGAGCUGCAGCACGGUCCUUGAUCCCAACGUCCUUGUCAACUGCAACAAGCCGGAGAAGGACAUCAAGUUUACCAUCAAAUUCCAGGAGUUCAGCCCCAACUACAUGGGCCUGGAAUUCAAGAAGAACGUCAACUACUACAUCACCUCAACCUCCAACGGCACAGUGGAGGGCCUGGAGAACCGCGAGGGAGGCGUGUGCAAGAGCCGAGCCAUGAAAGUCAUCAUGAAAGUCGGACAAGUCCCAAAUGCAGUCAACCCCGCAGUGCCAGAGGAUCCGGAAGAUAAUGCUCUGCCAGAAUCCAGUCCAAAGCCACCAGACCAGGAUCGAUUGGGACCCGAGAUCCCGGGAAACCCUGACACCAUCAACCAGGACCAGUCCGGUUCCUCCGCCAACUCGGACAGCAUCCUGAGCUCCAAAAUGGCCGUGUUCUCCGCCAUCGGAGCGGGUUGCAUCAUCUUCCUGUUGCUCAUCCUCCUCCUGGUCAUCCUGCUCAUCAAAAUGCGCAAACGGGCCAGGAAAAAUGCCCACUCGCAGCCCCGCCCCUCCGCGCUGUCACUCAGCACCUUGUCCAAUCCCAAGAUGCCCGGGGGCACUGCCGGCACGGAGCCCAGUGACAUCAUCAUUCCGCUGCGGACAGAGAACAACUACUGCCCUCACUAUGAGAAGGUGAGCGGCGACUACGGGCACCCGGUCUACAUUGUCCAGGAGAUGCCCCCGCAGAGCCCCGCCAACAUCUACUACAAAGUCUGACACUCGGCAGCCGAAGCAGACCAGAGGAAAUGCGGAUGGAUGUUCUUGUCUUUUGGGGACUUGAUUGUGACUUCAAGCCCUUGCUCUUUCUACCACCUGCUGCACAAAUCUGGAGAGAUGCGCACGGACCAGACUGAUGAGAGGCGUUUAUUCUGUGGGUUGUUAUUCUUCGGGUUGUUUGGAAAUCCCCAGCCUUGCUUCCUCCUUCUUUCACCUCCCACCUAGAAGGUCUCCCUGCUGUGCUCCGAAGAGGGCUGGGGGGCGGCGGGGGGUGGUAGUGGCUGGAGCGAAUAGAAAGACGGAACUUUCUGGUUUGCUGUCCCCCCUGGCCCCCUUUUAAUGGACCGGAUACAACCCUAACUGGCUCCCUGACGCGACAACACACAAACAUUGCACACUAUCUAUGAAUAGGCAGUUUGCGUUGGACGGAUGAAAAUAGUGUGUGUCUGUGUGUGUGUGUGUGUGUGUGUGUGUGCACCUGCGAGUCAGAGGGUGGGGUGGGGGGGCUCCAUGCGUGGCCGGGAAACUCUCCAGAUAGCUCAGGUAUCAGACACAGUGUAUGACAUAUUGUGUUCCUCUCCCUUCGCACCUCGGAUAUUUGCCUUACUAUUUUUGAUGGAGGACUUUCCCUGACUCAGUUCACAAAGCAGUUGUAUUUUGUUAAGACUUUUCCUACAAGUGCACAAUGUAUAGCGUUCAAUAGAUGAAGAAUCAUUAUUAUUAUUGCUCAUUAUACCACUCAUAUCAACGAUUACAGUAGAAAAACAAACACACUGGUGGUAUCAAGGUCUGUCGUCGCUCCUUCGAAUACAAUCUUCGCCGCACUUUGGUAUUUAUGACCUACCAAUGUGUAUUUGAGGAUGUGUCCCGUCUGUGUGAGUGUGUGUGUAUGUUUGUGUCUUUGGGCACGUUAGGACCUAUUUCCUUGGAGGGGUAGAACAAUGAGUCACUACAUCGGAAGCCUAAAAUACAAGACACAAAUUUUUCUCCAGCAUUCCACAUGGAUCUAUUUGGAGAUGUCAUUCUUUCUGGUGGAGCGUUCAGGAUUUUAGAACAAAAAUUUAAAAAAAAAAAAAAAAAAAAAAAGGCAACAGCAAUGUUGCAAUAAUGUGUUCGCUGCAGUUUGUGGUGCGACAACGCACUUUUGGGAUAGACAGUAGGUUGGCCUACAUGGUUAUCCUAUAUAAAUCGAACGGCUUACCGCAGACGGUUACACUAUUGUCUGAAGCCAUCUGUAGAUGAGUCAGUGCAGUUCACACUAAUGUGUGUGCCAUCUCCGUGCCCACGUUGCCCACGGUCGGCGGCCGAGGAGGCGAAAAUGUCCCUGUGAGGUUGCUUUAAUGUGCGAGGAAGACGGUAAGCUUGAGGUAGUUUUUAUUUUUCCAGCCUCACGCUGGUUCUGGUGUGAAUUAGGGAGUGUGUGUGUGUGCAUUUUGUGCCACAGUUUAGGUGUUGAGCCUUCAAGGAUACUGCAGCUCACUUAUCGGCAGCACCGGGUGCUGGGAUUUGUGCACACUGCGGUUGUAGCUCACAUGUUGUGUGACGGCUAAUUGCUUAUAGUUGCAGUUUUGUGGGUGCGAGUUCGUUCGUGAUUGCUUUUGCGGUCGAGCGGACCCGUUUUCGGGACAGGAAGUGAGGCUGCCAAAGUAAGGAGCGGCCUCACGUAAUGACGUGUAAGAGGAGAGGACAGCCAUUCCUCAGCAUGCGAGCUGACACACACACACACACACGCACACACGCAGACAGACACACAAAGACUGACGGGUCCAGGUUGAUCUCCAGGUCAGACUGCCGCUUGGUGUUUGCUCACCGUCAGAGACACCUAUCAUCUCCGACCACAUCCAUGGAUGUUCGCUGCUGAGUUAAAAGGCAGCUCGGGGAAGACUCCUGCGUGUCGUUAACCUCAGAGUUAACAACCUAAACAGCUGCCCGGGCUUUCGCGGUCCUGCAUUUUAACUCAGCACGCAGCCCUCAGCGGUUCCUCCAUGCAAAAAAAAAAAAAAAAAAAACGGUCGACAUCAAAUAUUUUGCUUUCAGAUCAGCGUGCCCCCACCUUCACCAGCCAAGGGAGUCAUUACCGCAUCACCGCAAACCAUAUUUCAUUUUCAUCCAUUCUUGUGACCACUUAAUGUUAUUCAAAUUGGGGAAGAAACAUUGAGAGAAAUGUAAAUAUAUGCAUAGAGCGCAAUUUAAGAUGUAAUUUCACCUGAACACUGCUCAUAAGAAAAAAAGAAAAAAAAACACAAAAAAAACCCACAACAAAAUUACAUUUUUUUUAAUGGAGGAUAUUUGUAAAUAGCUGUCUUUUUAAACUGUGUUUUGUAUGACUCCUUUUCAUCUGUUUGCAAUACGUCAAUUUUCAUUUCUUUCAAAGUGCAACAUAUUGCAACAGAGGCGUCUUCUUUUGCAGUGUCCGGUGUUGUUUCACCUUUUUUUUUUUUUAAUUCACUGUUUUUGAGUUACCUUCACUUCCACCUUUGGUAUAAAGUAAAACAAAAAUGAAAGAUGAAACUUUUGUGUCUCACACACACACACACACACACACACACACACACACAGACUGGUGCGAAGAGGCAGGGGAGGAGAGGGAAAAGAAAAGAGGCCACGUAUGACAGCGUGACCGCUCUCCAAUAAAUCAUGGGCUUUACACCACUCAUUAUCUCCCGGGCUGUCCUUUGUUUUACUUUUUCUUUCUCGCCACCUCCCUCGGCCCCUGUCAUCCUUCUAAUUUAGCACAUGGAUGUUGCUCGCGCCGAGCCUCGCCGGAGGGGGAUUUCUGCCAUUGUUCAAAAGCCACAGUAUUAUUUUUCAGCGUGCAUGUAUAAGCAAAAAAAAAAAAAAAAAAAAAAAGUCUGUUCAAAUUGUUUCCCCAUGUUUGAACCAUUACUGUCACCUUUUAUUAUUUGAUAUCAGUUUUUAUUUUAGCCUACUCCUCCUUUUUUUUUUUUGGUCUAGCCGCUUCUCAGUGUAAACUAUCGGCACCAGCUACAAUGGAAAAACAACGUUCCGCCAGUUUGGAAAAUACUGCAUAUUGAUAAAUAAAUUUUUCCCAUGGAACUUGGCCUUUCUUUGUUGUGUCUUUUGUUUUUUUUUUAUUUUCCAGUGAGCUUUAAAAAAACAAGAGAUUGUUUCCCCAUCUUGCUGACCACUUCAUGGUGGAGGCAGGAACUAGGCCGCCCACUCUCGCAG